Molecule: messenger RNA, 2693 nt
Organism: Arvicanthis niloticus (Nile rat)
Lineage: Eukaryota; Metazoa; Chordata; Mammalia; Rodentia; Muridae
Source: RefSeq, a predicted model, not a curated record
CCACAUCCUGGUGCAGCAGCACCUCGUCGAUGCGGCUGGUGUAAAAAGGAACGCUCAUCUCCUUGGCCAGCUCCUCGGCUUCUUCCUGCGUGCGGCCCCACAGCGCCUUCACCGCGAAGCCCUCAUCUUUCAGCAGCGGGAUGAUGACUCGGGCCGUGAGGCUAGUGCCGAACACGCCCACCCCGGGAAGCAUGGCUGCUCAGGUCCGCCCGGUUCUGCUUCUGCCGGGAUCUCCAGUCGAACACUCAGGCGCGCACGCUUCUCCAGCCAGUCCCGCAGUCCCCGAUUCCGGCAGCCGACCUCGCUGCGCUGCGCCAGCCGCGGAGCCCCGGGCAAGGCGCCCGCGUGCGGCGGCGUGACAGCGCACGGAACCACAGACCCUGCAGGCUCCGAGAGCCUCAGAGCCGUGACUGCUGCAGUACACGCCACUCCGGGCUCGUGUCCUUCCCGGAGACAGCGGCAGGGACUCCGCCAGGACGCACGAGGCCCCAAAGCCCCGUGGAGCCCGGGCUCAGGCUGCGCUCCCGCGGCAGCGCCUGCCGGCUCCGUGCGCCCCGCCGAGGCCGCCCCAUGGCCGGCUCAUUCCCACAGAAUCUCUCUCCCGGGUGGCGCUCCCGCUUCACCACCCUCUCUGGGCUGCGGAUCUCCUUUUCCCCCAGGUCCUUGGUAACGAAUGGAACCCAGAGGCCACCCGGAGGCCGACUAAGGAUGAGGCUCGUAGUGUACCAGGCGCCGAUCGCGAGCAGCAGCACCGCAACGGCGGCCACCACCCGGCGCCAGGCUCCUCAUUCUGCUGCCAUAUUCGCUCGCUCGCAGCGCGCCUUGGGCGGCCUCGGCCCCGCUCGGGCUCGGGCUCGGGCUCUGGCUCCGGGAUCCCGCGGGUCCGAGGGCGGAGUUGGCGACUUUGACUGUCAGCGGCCGGGGUUCCUGCACCGCCCUUGCGGUAGCGCCGCGCUCCAUUGGCCGCCGAGCGUCGCCCCCGCCCUUGUCUCCGCCGCCCAAGGCUCUCGCUGCGCUCAGCGCCCGGCCCCUGGAACCCGCUUUGACUCCUCCCCGGCCCCGCCUGGCUCGCCUGCUGCCCCCGGGUGGCUUCCCUUUCUCUGCGCUCUCCGCCUCCGCGGCCGCCUCCUACUCGUUGUGCUCCAAGCUCCGCCCAAGCAAGCAAAUAAAUCUAUCAAAGCAGGGCGCGCCCUUAAUAGGCUAGGACUGGGUUCCUUGGAAAAGAUUGGCGGAUGCUGAGACCCCCUGGGGAGGCCGGAGGACCCCCCACGAGGUGUGAACAGCGUGGAUCACAGUCUCCUCUCCCGAGUAUUUUUCUGUGGUGGCUACUGCACUAGAGAAGCUUUCCAGGCACUUAACCCUGAGGUUAUUGGAAACUCGUUUCAUUGAUGAGAAAGUGAGCUCCGGAGAGGUUAAAGGACUUGCCCAAGGUGACACACAUAAACAACAAUGCGGGGAUCGGAAGGCAGACACCAGCAUCUCGGCGCUGAACCCCUACCCUAGAGUUCUGACUCGCAAGUGAGCCGGCUCCAAUCCCAAACCAACUCCACUCCCGAGGAGGCUCCACUGUUCACCUAUCCAAUGCUUGUGCCCCAUGUGGCACCGGCGACCUCACCCAGACUGGAGGCUCCGAAAUGGCUGUGACACGGGGCGUCUGGAGUCUAGCCUUCCAAGCGCUUGUUUACUUCUUGCCUGCUACUCCUGGUCGCUGCCCUCUGUCAGCUUCAGUUCCCAGGCACAGGGCUUCUCUUGGCCUUUACUACAUCUGCAGUCAGGAGGAUGCUGGGGACCCUCAGACCAAGACGAAUGGAAAGCCCUAACUGCGGUGGUGACCGAGUGAGCCUGUGAUUUCUCAACAUUUUCUCCAAGGCCUAAAGAGAUAGUAGGCACUCAACUAAAUACACAAAUGGAUGGAUAUUCACCACCUGUCACGUUGUGCCCACUUAGUGCUGGGAGGAAGGGGUCAAUGCCAAAGGGCAAGGGGACUGCCCUCUCUAGCUCAGUGUUUCCGGAAAGGUCAGGUUACUACUGUCUAUCAUGUUCACUCCUGGCCUUUAGCUCUCAGCUGAAGAGGCACAUGUCUUGCUUCAACAUAAGAGAGGAAAACAUGAUACACCGGAGCGUUUAAAGCAACUUGUAACAACUGAGGUUACAAGUUGAGCCGGGGCUCGAGAGAGCUGUAUACACAAAAGGGUGGUGUUGCCGCGAGAGGAGGCAAAGUUGACCUCAGGACGACAUUAGUCAAAAGGACAAAGUGCUCCGGGCUUGGCAACAGCCUGGAUAGGGUCAGACAAAGAACAGACAAGAUACGCCUGCUGAUGGUUAGCUGAGAAGUGCUAAAGAAAAAGUGGGUGUGCCCCCAUCCCUGCCAGGCUGCUGCUUUGGAGCAGAGUGAGAGCCGGUGUUGCCCCUGGACAGGUGCCUGGUGUGUGCCUUUUUGGUUUGCAGAGUUGGAAGCCGGAGCUGACUCUUGGCUCUGCCAUUUACUCCCUGUGGGACCCGGGACAAAUAUCUUCUCUGUGUCCGUCUGUAAAGGGGGACAACAACUAACACUAGAGAGGCCCGUGUGAUUUGACAGUCGUGAUGUCCUGAGAAGGAUACUCCCUAGAAAUGUUUUAUAUGAUAUAUAUGCCCUCUCUUUGAUAUUUAUUUUUAUUACAUACAUUGUAUUUUAAAGUAAAUGUUAGCCUAUG